Myotis davidii is the source of this 421-nucleotide messenger RNA. RefSeq names its product S100 calcium binding protein Z (gene S100Z). Gene Ontology annotation, molecular function: calcium ion binding. NCBI's taxonomy places the organism in Eukaryota, Metazoa, Chordata, Mammalia, Chiroptera, Vespertilionidae. Gene Ontology annotation, cellular component: cytoplasm. The record is from RefSeq and is a predicted model, not a curated record.
ACAAGCACAACCCUCUUCUGUGUUAAUGAACGUGGCGGCGUUUCCCCACCUGAGUUUGGUGGCCUGCCCCGGCAGGGUCAGUGCUGCUGCCAACAAGCCCGCCGGCUGAAGAGGGCCAUGGACACCAUGAUUGGAAUCUUCCAGUGCUUCUCCUGCCAAGAAGGGGACCAAUUCCAGGUCAACAAGGGGAUGAAGAUGCUUCCGCAGAGAGAGCUCAGGGACACAUUUUCUUUUUCCUUUUUGUGCCAAAAGGACCCUCAGUUGAUUGAUAAGCUAAUGCAACACCUGGACUCCAAUAAGGACAACAGAGUGGAUUUUAAUGAAUUUGUGGUCAGGGUGGGUGCCCUGACAGUUGCUUGUAAUGAUUACUUUGUAGAACAAUCGAAGAAGAAAGGAAAGUAGAGAUAAGUAGCAAGCUAAU